Molecule: messenger RNA, 842 nt
Organism: Stereum hirsutum FP-91666 SS1
Lineage: Eukaryota; Fungi; Basidiomycota; Agaricomycetes; Russulales; Stereaceae
Exons: 8
Coding region: 140-760 (206 amino acids)
Molecular function (GO): acyltransferase activity, transferring groups other than amino-acyl groups
Source: RefSeq, a predicted model, not a curated record
AUACAGGGACCGCUCACCCAUGAGAGGAAGUCUUUCGGUCCGAGACUGCCAGUGACGGCUGACCUUCUUCAAGUUCAUCAAACUAUAAGGGCCGCAUGUUCACGUUGGGUUAUUGUUCCUCGCGAAGCAAGCCUCGACUAUGGCCAACAUAUCAGUCAAACAAAUCGUCGAUCCUACAGAUGAAGAACUCGACUCGAUCGUCUCGUUAGUGGUGAGAGCCUUCGAUGGACAGAACGUUGUCAACAUGUUUACUGGGAAUAACCUGACCCUCGCUGAGCCCUUGUGGCGCGCACACGUCCUGGCUGGUCUCCACCAUGGCGAAGUGUGGGUCGCCACAGAUGGAACGGCGGAGAUUAUGUCGGUGGGAGUGUGGUUUCUCCCCGGGCACGAGCUAUACGGAACCGAAGAGCUUGAGGAAUAUUUCACUCUUCUGUCGGAUGAAGCUAUCAAUUGGUGGAGAAACAUCUCCAGGCCGAAGGUUGUUGGCUUUUUUGAGAAAUAUCUGGGUGAAAAGACGAGGACAGACAACUGGUUCGCGCAAAUCAUUGCUACCCAUCCGGACUACGAAAGACGAGGACUAGCCUCUGCUCACAUAGACGCCGUAUAUCAUAGGGCUGUCAGGGAAGAAUCUUAUCUCGCGCUUGGAGCAGCUGGAAAGGCGCAGGAAGCCUUCUAUCGCUCCAAUGGCUUCAAGGAGUUGGGCCGUGUUUCGAGUCAGACGGCUGAUUGGGUGUGUUUCGUGAAGGGCAAGGGCAUCUGAGUGUGAAUGGCUCCGUAGUUCUGGUUGCCUCGUUUUAUACUGUACGUCGUUCUUCGUAUAUUCGUAAGUUGCUGUACAUACC